UCUUCUCAAAGCGGCAUGUUUUCGGGCACCCUACUGCGCUUGUCUCUGAGCACGUUCCGGAUGCGAUCCACUGCGCGUGCCUUGGACCGCGUUUCAGACGCAGCCCGGCCCGAUCGCGCUCUGAGCGCAUCCGUCCCUGGGGAGAGAGUGGGGCAUCCCAGCGACCGACGUAUAAAAGCGAGUACCGCUCCCGCGCUUGCCAUUAGCCGUGUCACUUUCCCAAACUGUGGGCCCCGCUUCGCUUGUACUCGGCUAGCUGAAAACGAGACGCGCUGCUCCUUGGUUUUCGUCUUCGAGCGAAAUGACGUAUUGCAACAUCCCGCCUCGCGUCCGGAAACAGGUGCCGCCACGCCCCUCGUGGUGAUUGACUGUCUGCGACUGUACUGCCGGCUCCCCCCUCCUCCGUCCUCCGUCCGCGCUGCCCGCGGGCGCCGGCACCACCAGACGCGUUCCAGCGAGUGUAGGCGACGCAGGACCGGCGUUCGGCUCUUCCUGACUCACUGCGGCGGCGUCCAACGCGAAGCGGCGAAGCGACAUGGCCCCGCGAGCGCACCCCGACGGGGAGCACGUGCCCCACGAGCCUGUCCACCAUGUGCCACUCGGUUCUAUCCGGAGGGAACACCCACACAUCGGAUCAGACGCCACGAAAAAGCGAACGUGAAGAGUGACGCAGCGGCAGACUUCGAAACAGCCAUCGACGCCACCGGCUGCGGCCUGUUCAGCUACGGCAUCCUCGUGACGGCCGGCCUCAUCUUCCUGACCAGCGGCCUCCAGAACGGCAUCAACGCCUACAUCCUGCCCGCCGCCAAGUGCGACUUCGACCUGUCGUCCGCGCAGAUGGGCGCGCUCAACGCUUUCUUCCUGGCUGGUGGCAUGGUGAGCUCGUACGUCUGGGGCAUCCUGGGCGACGCGCUGGGCAGACGGCCCGUCAUGGUGUUCGCACUGGUCGCCGACGCGCUCUGCACGCUGUGCUCCACCCUGUCGCAGAGCUACGCCUCUUUCGCCGCCUUCCGCUUUGUCAGCGGAGCGCUGAUCGGUGGGCCAGCUUCUCUGGCGUUCCUCUACGUGGGCGAGUUCGUCCCCGCGCGGAAGCGGACGUCCUACUCUCUGAUCGUCGGAGGGUUUUGGACAGUGUCGUGGAUCAUUUUGCCAGGCUUGGCGUGGCUGGUGCUGCCCCAGCCCUGGGAGGUGCGCGCGCUGGGCCUGACCUUCAACUCGUGGCGCGUCAUGCUGUCCCUGAUCGCCGCCCCCACACUGGUGUCCGCGGCGCUCGCCAUGCGCUUCCCGGAGACGCCCAAGUUCCUCAUGUCGCAGGGCAGGCUCAAGGAGGCCUUGGCCGUCCUCACGGGCAUCUACGUCACCAACACGGGCCGCGCCGGCGACGAGUACCCGAUCGCGAGCCUCGCCCUGGCGGGCGACGACUCGGCCGGCGUGGCCGAGGUGGACGCGGCCCCCGAGCUGAGCGUCAAGUCCGUGGCGGCGGUGGCGCGGCGGAAGCUGUCCGAGGCCAUGACCCUGUUCCGCGUGCCCGUCCUCGCCCGCACGGCCCUCGUCUGCGCCAUCGUCUUCGCCAACAUGUUCAGCUACUACGGCCUGGUGCUGUGGCUGCCCGAACUGUUCAACCGCUUCGAGGUCCACUACGCCCUGCACCCCGACCAGACCACCACGGUGUGCCAGCUCUCGCAGACCUGGGCCGCGGAGCAGGUCGAGAUGCAGCAGAUGAAGAUGAACAGCACUUCGAUCGAAGCAGCAGAACAGAACUUGACGGACGCCGCAAACGCCACGUCCGCGGGCUGCAACGCCGCCGAGGCCGUGAACGAGGCCGUGUUCCUCAAGACGCUCAUCAUCAGCGGCGUGUGCCUGGUGGCCAACGUGGUGGCCGCGCUGCUCGCCCCCGCAGUGGGCCGCCGCGCGCUGCCGCUGGUCCUCAACGUGGCGUCCGGGGCCCUGGCCGCCGCCAUCUACUUCGUGGACUCGACGACCGGCAACCUGGUGGUGGCCAGCCUGUUCCAGGCGCUCGUCGGCAACGCCAACACGGCCAUCAACGGCUUCAUGGUGGACAUCUUCCCGCCGAGAGUGAGUGCUUUUGGAGUGUGCUCAGCCAUCCUUGCCGGCCGAGUUGGGGCCGCAGUCAGCAACCUGGUCCUUGGGUCGCUGCUGGACAUCAGCUGUGAGGUGCCAAUUUUCCUCAUAGCCGGAACAGUCAUAGUUGGUGGCGUUCUGUGCAUCUUUGUGCAGCCCCCUUGGUCCAAUCCAAAGGAUGAGGAGGUCAAUGGCAGCAUGGUACUGCCUGCCUCAAGACAAGAACAUCAGCAGAAAUCAUCAGCUCAUCUCACCGACGUUCAAGAACCUGCGGCUUUGCCCGUUUGAUAUUUUUUCCUACGAAGUUUUGUUUUAUGGAGAGACGGGGUGGUUUUUCUCUUUCUGACAAUUAUGUUGGGAAAAGGGGGGUACGGGCGGGCUCAAUGUGUUGUAUGACAACGCCAGGUGGGUGUAGAGAAGCCACAUUUGUGUCGUAUCUGGUUGACUGGCCAGUCUGCAGCUAUUUAUUGACAUGUGGCACAUGUGGACUGUAUCUGUGCAUUUUAAACACAUGUUAUGAAGCGCCUCUGUGAUAUAACUUAACUAUAAUGAAAUACCAAGGUAGCGAUUCUAUUUUACCCUUUGAUUCGCACGACUCCACUGUGUCUGUUGACCGAUUGCGUUUUUAUAAUUCAAACGAAGAUAAAUGUAAAUUAUUUUUUAUUAAUAAAUUGGCUUGGUCCCAUUAACUG
Molecule: messenger RNA, 2774 nt
Organism: Thrips palmi
Lineage: Eukaryota; Metazoa; Arthropoda; Insecta; Thysanoptera; Thripidae
Product: synaptic vesicle glycoprotein 2B-like
Exons: 11
Coding region: 16-2370 (784 amino acids)
Biological process (GO): transmembrane transport
Cellular component (GO): membrane
Molecular function (GO): transmembrane transporter activity
Source: RefSeq, a predicted model, not a curated record